This is a messenger RNA of Melanotaenia boesemani (Boeseman's rainbowfish), 2514 nucleotides long. RefSeq names its product S-adenosylhomocysteine hydrolase-like protein 1. The record is from RefSeq and is a predicted model, not a curated record. The transcript is spliced from 17 exons. Lineage: Eukaryota; Metazoa; Chordata; Actinopteri; Atheriniformes; Melanotaeniidae. Gene Ontology annotation, biological process: L-methionine cycle. Gene Ontology annotation, cellular component: cytosol. Bases 56 to 1819 code for a protein of 587 amino acids.
CAGACACACCUAAACAGGGAUCUAAUUCACUUCAUUGCAGGCAAACAACAGAGUAAUGGUAGACGAAAUGAAGGAGAUAGGAGCCUCCUGGGAGGAACUAACCAUACCUGAUGAGUACUUGGAGCCUUAUGUGGAAGACAGAGCUGAGCUGAAUGGGAGUAUUGGAAAGGACAUUUCUACUGCCACAGAGGAAAACCUCAAAGACAAGUCAGUGAAAUGCAGCCCAAACCUGCUGCAGGUGCUGAAGGCAGCAGAGAGCAGGUGGCCACUUUAUAGUCAGGACAGAGACAAGUCAGAGGCACCUGAUUCUGGGACAAGAGAGCUGAUUACUGAGGCUCUGAAGACUAACAUGCAAAUACAGUUAAAUCAGCAGAAACAAGAAUUCAACAAACGUCUCACCAAGGCUGGUCAUCGCCCUCUGUCUCGAUCCAGGUCACAGUCAUCUAUAGAUAGCAUCAAUUCAGUGAGCAGCAAGAGCUCUGAGGAUGAGUCAUCUCCCCAAGACAAGCUACAGAAGACAUCAAAAGGCCUGUCUGACUUCUGCAUCAAAAACAUCAAACAGGCUGAAUUUGGACGCAGAGAAAUAGAGAUUGCACAGCAAGAAAUGCCAGCACUGAUGAUACUGAGGAAAAGAGGAGGUGGGGAAAAACCUCUGGCUGGAGCCAAAGUAGUGGGCUGUACACACAUCACUGCACACACAGCGGUGUUGAUUGAGACUCUAGUUGCACUGGGAGCACAGUGUCGAUGGGCAGCCUGUAACAUCUUCUCCACCCAGAACCCUGUGGCUGCUGCACUGGCUGAAAGAGGGAUCCCAGUGUUUGCAUGGAGGGGAGAAUCAGAGGAUGACUUCUGGUGGUGUAUUGAUAGAUGUGUUGCUGCUGAUUCUUGGCAGCCCAACUUGAUUCUGGAUGAUGGCGGUGACAUGACCCACUAUAUCUAUAGGAAGUAUCCAAACCUGUUCACAGAGAUCAGAGGCAUUGUGGAGGAGAGUGUGACAGGUGUCUAUCGGUUGUACCAGCUGUCACAGGUAGGCAAACUGUAUGUUCCUGCCAUGAACGUUAACGACUCUGUGACCAAGCAGAAAUUUGACAGCCUUUACUGCUGCAAGGAGUCCAUCCUGGAUGGGUUAAAGAAAACUACUGACGUUAUGUUUGGAGGAAAGCAGGUAGUGGUGUGUGGAUAUGGUGAGGUUGGCAAAGGCUGCUGUGCUGCCAUGAAAGCGCUGUGUGCCGUUGUAUACGUCACAGAAGUGGACCCUAUUUGUGCCCUUCAGGCCUGCAUGGAUGGCUUCAGAGUGGUAACAGUGAGUGAAGUCAUCACACAGGUAGACAUUGUCAUCACCUGCACAGGAAAUAAGAAUGUGCUGGGGAGAGAACAUUUUGACAAAAUGAAAAGUGGUUGUUUAAUCUGCAACAUGGGACACUCAAACACUGAGAUGGAUUUGGCGAGUCUGCAUACUGCAGAGCUGAAGUGGGAGCAAGUGAGGACUCACGUGGACCAGGUUAUCUGGCCUGAUGGCAAGAGAGUUGUCCUGCUGGCUCAGGGUCAUUUGCUGAAUCUGAACUGCUCCACCGUGCCCUCAUUUGUCGUUUCUAUCACAGCCACAACUCAGGCCUUGGCUCUAAUAGAGCUGUACAGCGCUCCGCAGGGGCGAUACAAACAGGAUGUCUACCUGCUGCCAAAGAAGAUGGAUGAAUAUGUUGCAAGUCUUCACCUGCCAAUAUUUGAUGCUCACCUCACCGAGCUGACUAGUGAUCAAGCAAAGUACCUGGGCAUCAGCAAACAUGGACCCUUCAAACAAAAUUACUACAGGUACUAAGUUGCCAAGAUGAACUGAUGCGCCUUGCAAAGCCAUCAGCCCUGCAGGUGGAGCUCUGACGCCCUCUACAGUCAAUGACAUGAUGAGCACAUCAGUUUUACUUUUCUGUCUUUAUUUGUGGUUGCAUCUUAUGUAUUAACUCUGAUGCAAGUUUUAAAUAUUAUCAAUAUUAAAAAUGAUAUCACAUCUUAAGUUUGAAUUAAAAUAUGUAAGGGUUCAAAUGAAAAGACAAACAGGAAGCAGCUCAGUCUGAGCCUCCACAAAGACUGGAUCUUGACUACUUUUACUCACUAGGGGGCAUAAGACUACUAUUAUCAUUGGGACAUAUAAGUAAUAGUCCUAAAACUUUUCCUUCUCCGUACUAAAGGCAUUAUUCCUUCAGUCCUACUGUAAACAUACAACAGCAUUAAUUGAUAGUAAGUAGUUCUCCUCUGUAUAUGUGUACAUCUGUAUUCAUCAUGUUGGGACAUAAACUUCUUCACAAAAUCACUCUGUGGGGAAAUGACUCCUUUUUGUGGACAAAAGAAUCCAUCAAUUAAAUCCUAACAUUUUUAGCACAGUGGUUCCCAGUCUUUUUCUGCUGGGCCUCCUUUUCCUCGACAACAAUGUCAAGCCCCCAUCCCACCACCACUACCUUGUGCAUCCUAGAGUUUACAAUAAAAUGCAUGAAGAAAUGUACCAUGAAACAGCAUUGU